Molecule: messenger RNA, 1320 nt
Organism: Podospora anserina S mat+
Lineage: Eukaryota; Fungi; Ascomycota; Sordariomycetes; Sordariales; Podosporaceae
Exons: 2
Source: RefSeq, a predicted model, not a curated record
AUGAAAAAUGACCGACCUGACCAUGAAUUUUGGAAUGCCUUCAUCCACGGCACUCUGCUUCCAUGGCGUCACAGGGACUACGUUCGGGCUGCCUACAUGACCAUUCUUCUCCACGAAAAUAGAGAUCGCGGUCUCCUCGAGAUAGCCAGCGACUUCGCCGCCAACAUGCUUUCGUUGAAGCAGCGGGCGUCCCGGUUGAACCAUCAGCCUGAGUCACGAACAGAAACUGUUUUUUGGCUCUAUCAAAUCAAAUCGGCUAUUGAGGCUGCGCAAGGAUCUUCAACUGAUGACAAGCACUUCACACCGCCCUCGUUCGACAUGGUGCUCGCUAAAGGCCCGGAACUCCUUGACCGCAAGCUGAUCGACCAGUACUACAGCGUGUAUCUUCAGAACAUGUGCUAUACUCAUCGGUAUUAUGUUUCACCCAAUCUCAAGCCUCUUGAGCCACCCAGAAAAGCUCCAAGGUCUUUUUUUGGGUUCGGCAACAACUCUGCGCCGGAACCUUUUGAGCACGAGCGCUAUCUCAACAUGGCCUUUGCCAUUGUCCAGCGGUAUCUGCGCGAGGGUGAAACCCGACGAAGAAGCUGGUUCAUCGAGCGAGGGUUUGAUGCCCUGCGUCAACAGUUCAUGCGUAUGAGGGCGCCAGUGGACGCUCGCACUGGGGUCUUUGCUGAAAAGCCAUCUUCGGGUUUGGAACCAUUUUCAGAAACAAAAGCCUACUUUUAUGUCCAGCUUGUUCACAUUGCCCUCACCAAGCUCACCACUGGUGGUCACCAUGACAUGGUUCAAAGAAUGCGGUAUCAAACGUUCAAACGACUCUUCGGCAUCGAACCCAACAUCUGGAAGAAACACUACAGCGCGAAACGAUGGACGAGUUUCAAAGCCCUCGGGGGUUUCCAGCCACCUGAUCUCAAGCCCCUCCCGGAUACCAUUGGCGCUUCGUACAACAAGGGCAGCAGCAUUUUCCUUACCGCUUUAGGAGGCUCUGGUGGCCCUUCCGAUAUCAAGGAAUCCGUCAAACCCAAACCCUGGGACGACUUGUUUCUCAAAGAAGGCCUCGAACCCGAACUCCCCCUCGCAGAGGUCAUCGCCUUCCACCGCUCCAUCCUCCUCGAAGACGCCAAAUCCAUCGACCCCACCGCCCGGGGAGCCCCGUGGCACGUCUCACCACCGCCCACUUGCUCAAAUACAUCUACACCACCAUCCUUACCGCCAACUCCAUCCCCAAAAUCCCCGCACGCUCAACAAACUUCUUCUUCACCAUCCUCCAUCACACUUCCCUUCCCAAAACCCUACCUAAUCUUCUACCUAAACUACCUC